Messenger RNA from Alternaria atra, 3150 nucleotides. RefSeq lists its product as uncharacterized. The record is from RefSeq and is a predicted model, not a curated record. Gene Ontology annotation, molecular function: zinc ion binding; oxidoreductase activity. The transcript has 3 exons. Bases 1 to 3150 code for a protein of 1049 amino acids. Lineage: Eukaryota; Fungi; Ascomycota; Dothideomycetes; Pleosporales; Pleosporaceae.
AUGAAGCGACCACUCGCAGCUGGGGAGUCUCUUGUCCAAGUAUACGCAGCCGCUCUAAACCCUGUCGACUACAAGCUAGCGGAACUACCAGUGGUUGGACGAAUGGCCAUCCCAAAACCAGCGACGCCCGGACUCGAUUUUGCUGGAAGAAUUGUUCAAGUGGGAUCCGACUGCGACGUCAAGGUUGGGCAGAUGGUAUUUGGCAAGCUUGAGCCAAAGCAACGAUUUGGCACCCUUGGGGAGUACAUUAUCGGUUCUAAAGCUGGAACUGUACCGAUACCUGAUGGUGUAUCAGCGGAGGAAGCAGCAACGCUGGGAGUGUGCGGCCUUGUCACAUACCAAUGUCUUACGCCGAAUGUAAAAGCUGGUGACAGGGUACUCAUCAACGGUGGAUCUGGAGGUACGGGCACCUUUGCGAUUCAGAUAGCGAAAGCUUUGGGAUGCCAUGUUGCCACAACAUGCUCAGGUGCAAAUGCUCAAUUGUGUAAGGAUCUUGGAGCUGAUGAAGUGAUCGACUAUCGCGAAAGUGAUGUUCCUACCCUUCUGGCAAGCGGUCAAAAGCACUAUGACAUGGUCCUCGACAACGUUGGUCACUCGUUCGAGCUCUAUUGGAAAUCCCCGUUUUUCACGAAGCCUGGAGCGAAGUACGUCCAGAUUGGAUCCCAAGUCAGCUUACCCUUCAUUUACGAUCUCGCGUUUCGCUUCCUGAUACCUACGUGGCUUGGAGGUGGGCAACGGCCCUUCUCAUUCGGCCUUGCAUCCACGAAUUUCGAAGAUUUUACCAAGUUAGGCAAGCUUGUCGCAGAUGGAAAAGUGAAGCCUGUGGUCGACCAAACGUUUGCAUUCGAGGAUGCACCCAAGGCUUUUGACAAAGCCUACGAGUACUACAGAAAGAAAAAGAUCAGCUCAACGAACCUUUCCAGCAUUCACGAAGCCUACGAUAGACGGUACUUCUACAAUGAUGCAUUCUUGGUGCACCAGUUUGGCAAUCGACUGUCAAGCCCAUCAAAAUGUUCAUUGUGCGACUUUUUCCGGUCCGUCAGAGUUCAGCCAGAUGCGCAUGAACGCUACAAGCUGCUCGCGUUUCCCAGUAGCGAUGCAUGGCUCUUCCAUGGAGCUCGUUUGGAAGAGACGCAGAGACAAGAGGAUUGGCUUGACCUUCGAACUCGUCACGAUACAGUUUUCAUGGCUGUCGUUCCGGAUCUUGAGUCGAUCCCGUCAACUGCGCACGACAUCACUUGGCUUGACUAUGAGAUACCGGCCGUAGGGGCAAUCUUUCGCCAGCCCGCUGGCGAGUCCAGAGACAACAGAGACCAGGAUCUACUGGGUGCUAGAGAACUCCCGCUCAAGUUUGAUCUUGCGCGGGUACGGGCCUGGCUCGAUGUAUGUCGCCGCGAGCAUGGUAAUGCGUGCAAGCAACGCGCAUCGUAUGAGCCCGUUACUCGAGGCUUUCGACUCAUAAACUGUUCCAAAGACCCUCCUGAGGUUGAGGAAAAGCCAUGGGGAACCCCAUAUGCAGCUCUAAGCUAUGUUUGGGGAUCUACUCCCGCGGAUCGGGGGAUGUGGCUAGCGACCGUCAUGGACGCAGUUGAGGUCACACGUAAACUCGAUUCCACCUAUCUGUGGGUGGACCGAAGUUGUAUAAACCAGUCCGAUACAGAUGAGCAAGGCUAUCUGAUCUCAAGGAUGACGACAAUAUACGAAGCAGCGGAUUUCACCAUAGUAGCGGCUGCGGGAGAUGGUGCCAGCCAUGGUCUUCCUGGGGUGCGAUCAACGCCUCGCAGACCGCAGCCAAAAUACUACACGGAUAGCGGAAGCUUAGUUCUAUCAAUACUCCCUGACCCGCGGCGGGAAGUAAUGCAGUCGCAGUAUUGGACUCGUGGCUGGACCUACCAAGAAGGCGUGCUCUCUAAUCGCCGCAUCGUCUUCACUGACCAUCAAACCUACUGGGAAUGUCGAAGUAUGGCGUCACAUGAGAGUGCAGACGUGACACUAUUUCACACAACCGCAAGCCAUAAAGAUGAUCUCAACUAUCUCUUGGCAGACUUCAUGCUUACUGGCAUAUUCAAAGGAGGCGCUUUCAGUGGAGGCAGCAGUGCGCAUCAAGACGACUCUAUCGUCGAGAAUGAUGAGGAAUAUCGACUGGACUACGGGUUUCCAGUUGUUCACGAGAUUACUGUUAGGGCGCAACUACGAGGCCUUGCUGAUCACAUGCGUGAAUUUACCAAAAGAAACUUGAAACAGGAUUCAGACUCUUUGUCGGCGUUUCAAGGCGUUGUUGGAAUGUACGAACAAACUGAAUCACUAUGUUUGUUCCAGGGAAUACCUUUAUGGACAGGUGACAUUGCUGGAAGCGCGGCUGGCGCUCAGAUCACCUUCGCCUUGUCAGUAUCAUCAUGGUAUCAUCGUGCAGGCCCAAACCAUGUCAUGUAUAUCUCCGAGGCAUGCAGACGGCGUACGCACCUACCAUCGUGGACGUGGGCAGGCUGGGAGGGUACAAUCAGUUGGCGCUUGCCCCCUGACCGCGAACACUGUGCUUACAUGAGUGAUCUCAUCAAAGCCACAAGCCCAAGUAUUGUUUGGGCAGCAGACAUCUACCUUUCGCAUCCUGGAUCUCAGUCUCGGGUACGGCUAUUGGACAGAAGUUCUGCACUUCGUCUAUCAAGUGAGACGCUAUCGACAAUCGAGAUCAGAGAUCCAUACUUUUUGACUGCUUUCAAUAGAAUUAAGGAUGUAGAUCGAAAGUGGAAAUGGGGGAGACGAGUUGGUAGACCCGGUCGUCAAGAAAUCGUGUCGUAUAGUUCUGAUAAGGACAUGGAGUGGUACAGGAUGGGCCACAACAAGGGUCGCCUCGCUUUCACGGGUAUGUCGGUCGCCAUCACUCAACAACAGUGGACUGCCAAGCAUGUCUCCGGCGAGUUCGUUAGUGUUCUCAUGUUUGCCGGGAGAUUCUGCGCUACCGAACAUGGCGCGGCACGGUUCUUGACACUGCAGAAAGUACCUAAGGCCAGCCCUACACUAUGGGAGCGGGUUGGCAUACUCUCAUUGACGCUUCCUUAUCUAGACAAAGCUGGAUGUCGAGAUGUUUCGGGUCUUUUUGCCUGGAUACCGGCUCGUCGUCAAACUAGCGGCAGUAUAGUAAUCCAAUGA